This is a messenger RNA of Saprolegnia parasitica CBS 223.65, 279 nucleotides long. RefSeq lists its product as hypothetical. The coding region runs from base 1 to 279 and encodes 92 amino acids. The record is from RefSeq and is a predicted model, not a curated record. NCBI's taxonomy places the organism in Eukaryota, Oomycota, Saprolegniomycetes, Saprolegniales, Saprolegniaceae. The transcript has 2 exons.
AUGGCACCUACGACGACGACGCCGACAUGGCCGACGCGGCCCCACGACGAUGACGACGACGAUGAAGGCACGGCGUCGCCAUUCUCGCCCAUGAGCCCGACGAUGGUUGCUAGGUCCCAGGACGCCGAUGACGAUAUGGGGUCGCUGCCCCAUGAUGACGACGACGAUGAUGCUGAAGUGGCGUCGUUGUCGAGCCCGCCGAGUCCGAAUGUCGCCACCCGGUCGCUGCUCAAGGACGACGAUACCAACGACGACGACGACGACAACGUACAGCUGUAG